Messenger RNA from Sungouiella intermedia, 2007 nucleotides. The record is from the annotation of a GenBank genome assembly. Lineage: Eukaryota; Fungi; Ascomycota; Pichiomycetes; Serinales; Metschnikowiaceae.
AUGCCUGACAGACAUAAGUUGAAGCUUUUCUCCCAUUUCAAGCCAACGUCUCCUUCGGCGGCUCCUCCGCCAGAUGACCAGCUCAACACGUCCACGUCCAAUACGCUGCAAUCGGGCCGGAAGUUCUUAGGCUUCCAUAUUGGUCGCCACGACUCGCAGGACUCACUUGCAUCGCCGACUUUGACAAACUCAUCUGAUCACCAGCAUCACUCGUCGCCACAGGCGCCAGCACAGGCUGCGGGCGUCAAAGUACAUUCGCCGGGAAUACUCGCCCAAAAUAUUGGUGUCCAGCCUGCUGCGGCUGAUGAAAAUGCCUUCAAUAAAACCCACAGCAUGGGAGAGUUGAAACGGCUCUUCAAGCCUGCUCGAAAGAGCUCCAAGACCCAGGGCUCGCCGGGCGUGCCUUCUGGUGGAGCCCAGCUAGGCACAAAUACGGGUCCUAACUCGGCUCUCCAUAGUCGCGAGCCGCUGUCAACGUCCCUAGCAACACUUAUCAACCAGACAUCUCUGCAACUCCUCAACCAACAACAGCACAAACGCAAGGACGGACCUCAACAGGAGCCAUUCACACAGGACGAGUCACCUUUGGUCAAGAAGUAUGGUAAGGUCGAAAAGGAGCUCGGUUCAGGUGCGGGAGGUUCUGUUCGGUUGAUCAUUCGACCAUCCGACGGCAAGACAUUUGCCGUCAAGGAGUUCAGACCUCGCAGAAAUACCGAAUCAUUCAAGGACUACACGCGUAAGUGCACAGCCGAGUACUGUAUUGGAUCAACAUUGAAACACCCAAACAUCAUCAAAACUAUCGAUAUAAUCCAUGAAAACAACAGAUACUACGAAGUCAUGGAAUAUGCACCAAUCGACUUUUUUGCCGUGGUAAUGAGCGGUGAAAUGUCGCGCCAGGAAAUCAAUUGCUGCUUGAAGCAGAUUAUCGAAGGUGUCAGUUACUUGCAUCUGUUGGGUCUAGCCCACCGUGACUUGAAGCUAGAUAAUUGUGUGCUCACCACAGAUGGAAUUCUCAAGAUCAUUGACUUCGGUAGUGCCGUCAUCUUCAAGUACCCAUACGACCAGUAUGGAUCCAGACAGGAGGAAUCAGUCCACUACUGCCAUGGUGUGGUUGGUUCCGAUCCAUAUCUCGCUCCAGAGGUUUUGUCAAGCCUGAAUUCUUACAAUCCGCUGCCUGUAGACUUAUGGUCAAUUGCCAUAAUCUACUGCUGCAUGACAUUAAAGCGUUUCCCAUGGAAGAUUCCUAGCCCAGAGAAGGACAACAGUUUCAAAUUGUACGCCAUGGAAGAUGACAACUGGCAUGACUACAACCUAUCCAAUGAAUGCCACAAGUUGCUAUUGAGACAACGCCAGUUGAAGAACAUGAUUGUGAGACUGAACAAGAAAAAGAAGCUUAUUCAAAAACAAGAAGAAGGCGACCAAACUGAAGAGAGUGCAGAGGCAGUGCCCGAGGCUCAAGGAGAAAACGAGGAUGAAACUAAUGAACAGAAAGAGGAUAUAGAAGACAAAUUACGUGGUUUGUCCUCUGUGGAAGUGCUUAGUGAUGAACAAGCGCAUGAAGUGAUGGAAGAAUUGAAGACGAUUGAUGAGAAGCUUGAAGAGUUUGAGAAGAUCAAGAGUGAAAUGAAAGUGAAAUUUGCUCAAGCGCAUCCUCCUCGUGGAAAUGCCGAAGAUGAGCAGCGUGAGGCAGCCAAGGAAGCUGGCGAUGGAGUCAAGAGAAGCAGAACGCACAAGCAAAUCCAUGGACCAUACCGUUUGAUGAGAUUAUUGCCACACGCUUCGCGUCCAAUUAUCCUGAAGAUGUUACAAAUUUCCCCACUGAGGCGUGCCACCAUUGAGGACAUUAUGAAUGACGAAUGGAUUCAGAGCAUUGAGUGUUGCACUUUGAAGCCAAGCAAGCAAGUGUCAGUUGAGAACAUCGAGGAGGAGGAUGUUGUUCUUGUGAAGGGUGAACCAAAGCACGAACAUACCAUUGUGAUGGAAGAGAACCCACAGGAAGCUAAAUAG